ACGGCCCGUAUCCGCGUAGAAUAGUAAUUUGUCCGCGGCGUUUUUUUUCCUACGCCAGACGAACACAGACGAAGAUCAGCCAGAGAGAUUGAUAACGAGUGAAGCGAUAGCGAAUGGGCGUGUGAGACGUGAGACAGGUCUUCUCCGUCGCGACGUGCCCAGUUUGUUUGUUGAUCUCUCCAUUUUCCACUUUUGUCGAGAUCAUUCUGUCAAGAGAUGGACGCGAACAGCGAGCAGCCGGCCGCGAUCGCGGCCACCGAAUCUGCCUCCGCCAACGAGCAGGAGCACAAUGACGAGGCAAUGGAGGAGACAGAGGAGUACAGCUAUGAGGGCGAUGAUUACAGGCACUUCAUGCCGCGCGGCCGAGGCGGCUUUCGGGGUCGUGGCAGAGGUGGGUUUGAUUUCCCUAUGAGAGGUGGGUCCCCAAGGUUUAGAGGAAGAGGAUUUGGACCCCGUGGGCCAAUGUUCCGUGGAGCAAACAAUGGCUUUCCUUUCGAAGCUCCACCAAGACCAAAUUGUCCGCCUGGUCCAGCAGGACCAAGAUUUCGAGGACCACCGCCGUUUGAUCCCAGCUGGGGACCGAUGGGACCUCCUAAUUUCAUGGGACCUCCUAACUUGAUGGGACCUCCAGGAAUGCCACCACCACAUAUGAUGAAUGGUCCUAUGGGUGCAGGACCAGGUCCAUAUGGACCACCUCCUGGAAUGGGGCCACCUAACAUGAAUAGCAUUCCAGGACAACAGCAGCCACCCCAACAAGCACAACAGCAAGCAAACAUUCCAGGUCUAGAUCUCAACGGAGAAGUAUGGGUAGAGACGAAAGCGGCUGAUGGCAAGUCGUAUUAUUACAAUAUUCGUACGAGAGAUACCACAUGGACUAAACCAGAGGGACCAAAUGUAAAGGUCAUGGUACAAGAUCAGUUGGAACAGUUAGUACAUGGCGCGUCAAAACAAGCGGCAACACGUUCUACCACACCUACUCCGUCAAGUAGUACACCGACCAAGAUUAGUGAAAACAGAAUCUCUCAAGGCGGUGAACAAUCGUCUUCUAAUAAUACAGAUGCUAUUAAUCAAUUAAGUACAGCACCUCCCGGCACCGGACCACCACCUACAUUGAAUGAUGCACCAGAUGUCAGUAAUCAAACAUCUGAAACAAAUCAAUCAAAUGGCACAGCACCCACGACAGUUACCAAUACGCCACCAAUAAAUACACCGGCGGUAAAUACGAACAUGAUGCAACCGCCGCCAAAUAUGAUCCCUAUGCAGCAUAGAAUGCCAAAUCAGUUUGGUAAUCCGAUUGCAACGCAAUUCGGAGCGACGCCCUUUGGGAUGCCACCACCUGGUUUCCAACCUUUUGGCGGUUAUGGGCCACCACAAACAAAUUGGGGUAUGCCACAAAUGCCUCAUGGUGUAAUGACACCUCAAACACCUGCUGAAGAUCCUGCUAUACUAGCACAACUUGAUUCUGAAUUAGUAGCAGCUGCUAUGGUCUGGACCGAGCAUCGUGCACCAGAUGGCAGAUUUUAUUACUACAAUAGUAAAGCAGGAGAAUCAGUAUGGGAAAAACCACAAGCCUUGAAAGAUCUAGAAAAUGCGAAAUUAACAUUACGGCAGAAAAAUGAAGAAGCAACUGCUGUUCCUACCAGUACCGCUAUUACAACUACUGUCGUUACCAACAAUAGUACUACGGUUGAACCUAGCAAACAAGAAAAGCCGCCAGAGAACGUUCACGAAACCAAAGAUAGCACAAAAGAUGCUGAUAGCGCUAAACCGAAGAAAGAGGAAAAUACUACAAAGGAACCUGCAAAACCUCAAGACAAGUCUAGACCAAUUUCUAGUACGCCAGUGCCUGGAACUCCAUGGUGCGUCGUUUGGACGGGAGACGGACGAGUAUUUUUCUAUAAUCCUUCUUCGAGGAUAUCAGUUUGGGAAAGGCCGGAUGAUCUCGUUGGCCGCCAGGAUGUGGACAAGAUGAUCUCAACGCCACCAGAUGCGGUUGGUGCUACGAAACCAGCACGUCAGUCGGAUACCAGCGAAAGCAGCGAUGAUGAUCAGCCCACACCAGCCAAAAAGAUAAAACACGAAGAUACUAAAACCACACCCGUCAAGGAAGAGGAAGAGAAAGAAGGAAAAAAGACCAUCGACAUCGGUAAGGAAGCUGCGAUAGAGGCGGAAGUGAGAGCAGCGAGGGAGAGGGCAAUAGUUCCAUUGGAAACGAGGAUCAAAUCAUUCAGAGAUAUGCUUGCAGAGAAAGAUGUAUCUGCAUUCAGUACUUGGGAAAAAGAACUUCAUAAAAUAGUAUUUGAUCCACGCUAUUUACUUCUAACGUCAAAGGAAAGGAAACAGGUCUUCGAGAAAUAUGUAAAGGAGAGAGCGGAAGAAGAAAGGCGAGAAAAGAGGAAUAAGAUGAAAGAACGAAAAGAACAAUUCCAGAAGCUUUUAGAAGAGGCAGGACUUCAUGGAAAAUCAUCAUUUAGCGAUUUUGCUCAAAAACAUGGAAGGGAUGAACGAUUUAAGAAUGUAGAAAAGAUGCGCGAACGAGAAAGCCUUUUCAACGAAUAUCUUCUGGAAGUGCGAAAAAAGGAGAAAGAGGAAAAAACGGCGAAACGAGAACAGGUAAAAAAGGAAUUCUUUACGAUGCUACGUGAGCACAAAGACAUCGACAGGCAUUCGCAUUGGAGCGAUUGCAAGAAAAAAUUGGAAACGGAUUGGAGAUACAGAGUCGUAGAAUCGGCAAGCACGCGGGAAGAUUGGUUUAGAGAUUACGUUCGCCUGCUGAAGGAUGAGCGGAAAAAGGAAAAGGAGAAAGACAAAGACCAUCGGCACAGAGAGAAAGAUCACAAGACGGACAAGAAGGACAGAGAUCGUAAGGAUUCGGAUAAAGGUAAAGAAACAAAGUCCAGCAAGGACAAAGCCGAUAAAGAUAAUACAAGGGAAAAAAAGCAACGAAAAAACGAUGCUCCCCUGGAGGAAAAUGAAAAGGAGAAAAAAGAGGCAGUGGUAGAAAAAGAGAGCGGAGAAAUUGAAGAAAGCGACGACAAAAGCAUUAAAAAAGAAAAUGACAAGGAAGAGGGAGAUGACCAUUCCGAUUCGGAGGAGGACCGUGAGAAACAGAAAAGGGAACGUGAAAGACGAGCAGAAGCUAGUCUUAGAGAGAGAGAAAGAGAAGUGCAAAGGACUUUAGCUACACAUCUUCGCGAUAGGGAUAAGGAAAGGCAACAUCAUCGCCACACAGAGGCGGUUCAACAUUUCAGCGCUCUCCUUGCUGAUUUGGUAAGAAAUGGCGAUCUGGCUUGGAGAGAAGCGAAACGACAAUUGAGGAAGGACCAUAGGUGGGAGUUGGCGGAAAGUUUAGAUCGCGAGGAGAAAGAACGUUUAUUUAACGAACACAUUGAACAAUUGGGCCGUAAGAAGCGCGAUAAAUUUCGGGAAUUACUCGACGAAGUAGGCGCGUCGACUGAAUUAACGGCAUCUUGGAAAGAUAUCAAGAAAUCGUUGAAAGAUGAUCCUAGAUACUUGAAAUUUUCUUCUAGUGAUCGAAAAUGCGAGAAAGAAUUUAAGGAAUAUAUUAAGGACAAACUUGUCGCUGCCAAAGCCGAUUUCAGGGAACUCCUACAGGAAACAAAACUGAUCACUGACAAAACGUACAAAAAAGUUCAAGAGAAUAGCUCACAUCUAGCAGAGAUCGAAGAAAUUCUUCGAAAAGAUCGUCGAUUUCUCGUGCUCGAGGCUACAGCCGCUGAACGGACACGAUUAUUAAUGGGCUAUCUGGAAGAAUUAGCACGUAGAGGUCCUCCGCCACCUCCUACUGCUUCGGAACCAUCGAGAAGAUCAACUACAAAUUGAAGAAUGAUCUACAUCGAAAUGCGGUACACAUAUGAUGACACAUAACAGUAA
Messenger RNA from Mycetomoellerius zeteki, 3894 nucleotides. RefSeq names its product transcription elongation regulator 1. The record is from RefSeq and is a predicted model, not a curated record. Gene Ontology annotation, molecular function: RNA polymerase binding; transcription coregulator activity. The transcript has 18 exons. Bases 217 to 3843 code for a protein of 1208 amino acids. Gene Ontology annotation, cellular component: nucleus. Lineage: Eukaryota; Metazoa; Arthropoda; Insecta; Hymenoptera; Formicidae.